ACGUUGGCAGGACGUGGCAGGACACAGGCGAGGAAGUAAUUAACUACCUCUCAGAAAUCAGUUAAAAUUACCGUAAUUUCAGUUGCAUUGUAUCAGUAUUGUGUUGAUUAUUUUAAGAGUGCUUCUGCUUCGCUAUGGGACUUACAAUCUCAUCACUUUUCGGUCGGCUUUUUGGCAAAAAACAGAUGAGGAUACUUAUGGUGGGUCUGGACGCAGCCGGGAAAACAACGAUAUUGUACAAGCUGAAACUCGGAGAAAUCGUCACCACCAUUCCAACCAUUGGUUUUAAUGUGGAGACUGUAGAAUACAAGAACAUCUGCUUUACUGUGUGGGAUGUGGGUGGUCAGGAUAAGAUUCGUCCACUCUGGAGACACUACUUCCAGAACACACAGGGGCUGAUCUUUGUGGUGGACAGUAAUGACAGAGAGAGAGUGGCUGAGUCUGCAGAGGAGCUCUCCAAAAUGUUGCAGGAGGAUGAGCUGAGAGACGCCGUGUUGUUGGUUUUUGCCAACAAACAGGAUCUGCCCAACGCCAUGGCCGUUAGUGAACUGACAGACAAACUGGGCCUACAGAGUCUCCGCAGCAGAACGUGGUAUGUUCAGGCAACCUGUGCCACACAGGGAACUGGUCUCUAUGAAGGACUGGACUGGUUAUCCAAUGAGCUGUCUAAACGCUAGUGCCUUCAGACAGACGCAGAGUGUCAGCACCCCAGAGAGAGAGAGAGAGAGAUGCCAUCUGUGGACUUUGUUGUGAAGUGUGUGUGUGUGUGUGAGAGUGUGUGUGUGAGGGAACUGAAGGCUGCUGAGAACCCAUUCUGCAGUCAGAACUUGUCAUCAUGUCUUUGCUUUUUUCUUUUUCUUUUCUACGCAAUAUUCCUCUGAUUCUUACUGGUUUUCCCCUCUGUCUGUGAAGAUCAUUGUGCUUUUUAUCGCAUGUUUCGACUGCUGUGAGGUUGUCAUGGAAACGCAGGGCCGGGAGGUGGCGGCUGCACUGGACCCUCUCAGUCGGAGUUUUGCAGCCGUGCUCCAUGUGCUGCAUUUUAAAUCUUUUUUCAUUGGAAUUUGAUAUGAACAAAUGAAAUGAAAUGGGGGGGGGGGGGGGCAGGAUUGCUCACGUUGUGAUGUUUGUAAAAGUCAAUGUUUGAGAUGUUGUCAGGUUGGGGCCUGCUGUUUUUUGCUCUAGCCAGCGAAUAAAUCGUUACCCCUGUUUCUAGUGUCCUCAGCAGGCUAGCAGUUCUGCAGUGGAUUCCGGAGCCCAGGGAAAACUGUGUUGUAUAUGGUUGGUAGGCUAGAAGGCUAACUCAGUGAUGUGCCCCCCCCCGAAUGGGCAGGUAUGUAAACAGACUGACAAUUUUUUUCCCUUAAAGAACUGAUAAGCUUGUAGUCUUUCUGACUGUGGGCUCCGUUUGUUCCAGCUCAAACCCAGUGUAGACUGGUCUUACUGGGAAUGUGUUUGAAACAAACCUGUCUGUAACUUGGUAUAUGGGGUGUGUUCAGAACCCUCAGGACCAGUAGCGUUGCCGUAGUGCAGGAGAUGUGGCAGGUCUCUGAGAGAGCGCCCCCUAUUGGACAAAAUACUGUCACAGGCAGAGUCUCACUCGCUUAGCUUUUAAUGAAUCACAUAGAGAGAGAGAGAGAGAGAAUAUACUGUCUUUUUUCCCCACUGGAAAGAAAGCUAGUGCCUAGCAAUUUUGCCCUUUGUAACACAGUACUUGUUGAAUGGAGAGAUCCAGGCUCACUCCUCUGUCUGCCCCGUACCUCUGAAAACCCGUUAAAACCUGGCAGAGACUGUAGAGGGUCCUCCCACCUGCUCACAGGGCUCUGGAGCUCUGACUUACGCUCACAGCAGCUCUCUGUGAUGAUGUCAUGUAAUGGUAAACCAAUCAGAACUCAGCUUGGUAUUGAUGGGCCAAUACAAUGCAAUAAUACAGAGUAUGUUUGAUGUACCACA
Molecule: messenger RNA, 1950 nt
Organism: Chanos chanos (milkfish)
Lineage: Eukaryota; Metazoa; Chordata; Actinopteri; Gonorynchiformes; Chanidae
Gene: arf5
Product: ADP-ribosylation factor 5
Exons: 6
Coding region: 135-677 (180 amino acids)
Molecular function (GO): GTP binding; GTPase activity
Source: RefSeq, a predicted model, not a curated record